Molecule: messenger RNA, 3290 nt
Organism: Urocitellus parryii (Arctic ground squirrel)
Lineage: Eukaryota; Metazoa; Chordata; Mammalia; Rodentia; Sciuridae
Gene: Ccdc57
Product: coiled-coil domain containing 57
Biological process (GO): cilium assembly; centriole replication; microtubule nucleation
Cellular component (GO): spindle microtubule; centriolar satellite; centriole
Source: RefSeq, a predicted model, not a curated record
GCGCUGACCGUGGCUCGGGGAGCAGAGUGGGCACCGGGGAAGGAAGGCUGGGUCCCUUAUGGCUCGCGGGCCCUGCUCCUUCUCUUUGCUACAGCUGCUGUCAUGCUGCCGUUGUGCUCAGAGAAGACCCUGAGCGAGAUGCUGACCCGCAAGGAGGAGGAGUGGCGGGUGCUGCAGGCCCGUCACACCCAGAUGCAGGAGGCAGCUCUGCAGGAUGCACAGAAGCAGCUGGAAGAGGCCCAGGGGAAGCUGCGUCGCCUGCAGGAGGACUUCCUUUACAACCUGCGGGUGCUGGAGGAGCGGGACCUGGAGCUGGAGCACUACGACGCGGCGUUUGCCCAGGCCAGGGGGCAGGAGGAGGCCCGGCAGGCAGAGGUGAGCGAGCUGAAGGUGGAGGUGGCCAGGCUGAAGCAGGAGCUGGCCAGAGAGGCCAGGCGCAUGGAGGAGCUGCAGCAGCAGCAGCAGCGGAGGGCGCAGGAGCACCACCAGGAGCUGGAGCGCGUCCACAGUGACAAGAACGGCGAGAUCAGCCACCAGCGGGAGCAGUAUGAGAAUCUCAAGUGGAGGCUGGAGAGGAAGCUCGAGGAGCUGGACGGCGAGCUCGCUCUGCAGAGACAGGAACUGCUACUAGAAUUCGAAUCUGAAAUGCAGAAGAGGGAGCACGAGUUCCGACUGCAGGCUGAUGGCAUGAGCAGUGUGGUCUUGUCCCAGGAGCUCAAGGUUAAACUACUGAGCAAGGAGCUGGAGGCUCUAAAGGAAGCUGGGGCCCAGGCAGCAGAGUGUCUGCAGAGAGCGGAGACGGCCAACGCCGAGCUGGAGAAGCAACUGCAGGGCCGCGCCUGGGAGCUGCGGGAAGUGGAAGCCCUGAAGGACGCCCGGAUAAAGGACUUGGAGGAUAAGCUUCACUCUGUGCAGCUGACCAGGAAGAAAGAAGAGGAGACAUUCAAGAGGAAGCACGAGGAGCUUGACCGUUUGGCCAGGGAGAGGGACGCGAUGCUGGUGGCUGUGAAGGGCACACACGCGGAGCAGCUGCGGGCACUGGAGGCCAGGGUCCUGGAGCUGCAGGCCCAUGGGGACGCCCUGGAGGUGCAGCUGCGCAGGGCUGAGUGGACUCAGGCUGACGCCGCCAGGGAGAAGGACGCUGUCAUUGACAGGCUCCGUGAAGACGCAGCUGCUCUCAAAGCCAGCUGGGACGCCCAGGUCACUCAGAUGUCCAAGGAGGCCGUCGCCAAAGACCUUCAGGUUCAGACACUGCGGGAAGAGGAGGUGAAGCUCCAGGCACAGUUGGCCCGACGCCAGCAGGAUGUGGCCAGGUACAAGCAGGAACUGUCCCUGGCAGUGGAAAGGGAGAGGAACCUGGGGCGCGACCAGGUGCAGCUGAACCUAGACUGGCAGCGCCGCUGCGACAGCAUCGAGAGGGAACAGAUCCAGAGGUCUGAGGCCUUGAUCCAGGGCCUGCUGGAGGCCAGGGAUCAGGUCACUGCCAAACUCCAGGAGACUGAGCGGGCCCUGCGUGAGCAGGAGGCGGUGCUGAGGGCCGUGACCCUGGAGCGGGACCAGGCUGUGGAGGCGCUGCAGGCACAGGGACUCCUCCCUGUGAAGGAGGCCCAGCCCCAGCCCCAGCAGCACAAAGGGGAAAUCGGUUCAGCUUUUCCAUCCAGUGAAAUCCAGCGGCUGCAAGACCAGAACACGAGCUUGCGGAAUGCUGUCGCUCAGAUGAGGAGGGAAAUGGAGGCGCUGAGCGGGGAGACUCUUCCUUCUGCACAGUCGGGAGAGAACGCAUGCACACACCUGCCCGAGGCCGAGGCUGCGGGGGACACGGCCCCUCCUCGUUACGUUCUGGCCUUGGCAGCAGAAGUGCAGAACUUGAAGCACAAGCUCAGCGCCCUGGAAGGAGAGCUGGCCGGCUCGCCGGGGCCUCCGGAGACAUCCUCGGGGGACGCCAAGCUGCACCGCAGCGCCCUGGAAGGAGAGCUGGCCGGCCUGCCGGGGCCUCCCGAGCUGCACCCCAGCGCCCCCACCUUCACAGAGACUGGAGAGUCUGUCACAGAUGGUCAGGCACCCACUGGACUGGCACUGGCACUCAGGAAGCUCAGAGACAGAGUGCAUCUCUUGAACCUGCUGGUGACACAUCUCAGAAAGAAGGUGCAGCAGAAGCCCCUGGAGCUGGACACCGUCCACCACGAGCUUCCCCGUGAGGUGGGCCAGGUGCAUGUGGAGGUGCUAGAGCUGCAGAAGCAGGUGGCUGAGCUGGAGGAACACCUUGGGACAGCCCGGCAGGAGGGAGAGCAGCCUCUAGGCGGGAGGCAGCUCAGGAGAGAGGGCCUUGCAGAUGAGAGACCCGUGGGGACCAAGGACCAGCUGGGGGCACAGCCCCCGCAGACCUCACCCGUGCCCCACCUGCAGCGGAAACUGGAGGCAGCGGCUAAGAAGAUCCUGCGCCUCCGCCUGGAGAAGGAGCAGCUCCUGGAGAUGGGGAACCGGCUCCGGGCAGAGCAGGGACACCCCAAAGGGAGACCACCCUGUCCUCCCCGGCCUCCCACCCCCCAGGCCCAGGACCAGGGAAGGGCGCCCGAGGCGCUUUGGGACCACAGCCCACCUCUGGGACAGGUGAAGACCCACGCCACCUUUCAGGAGGACCCUCAGCACACCAAGAAAGAGCGUCUUUCUGAAUGCGUGGGCAACAGCCAGCUCGGCUCGGCACACCCCGUCUGCAGGAGCCAGGGCCUUCAAGGCUGGAGGGCGGGCGCAGCAGCCCAGGUGCAGCAGAGGACGCACGAAGCCCCCUGGGUGACCUGCAGACCACCCCAGAAAGAGAAGAGGCCCAGGCAGCCCCUGCAGGCCCCGGUCCCUGAGGAGAACAGCUGCCUCACCCGCGGGUCGUCCUCGCUGGCCAGCAGCUCCCUGCAGGACACCUGGAGGUUGCUAGACCUGGGCUCCAGCCCUUCAGGCCUCCCCUCGCAGGACGACUCAGCUCCAGAGCUGCCUGCCUCGCCAGCUGCCCACAGUCCCCAGGAAGGUGACAGGAGCCCUGUCAAGAUGCAGGUGGCCUUUACCAUCAAAGGGAUGAAGAUGGCAGCUCAGUCAAAGGCCAAGCCCACCAGACUCUCCAAGUCUCAUCCUGCAAGGCCUAAAAGCUGCCAGCAGCCGCCCAGGAUCCGCAACUACAACUGGAAAGACUGACUUCCUCGGCCCCCUGCAAAGUGGGCCCCACCACAGCCUCCCCGUGGGUGCUUGGGGCCUGCCCAUUCACCUGCCUGUCACAGGGGUGCUACAGGUGGCCUGUGGUG